Molecule: messenger RNA, 1359 nt
Organism: Exserohilum turcica Et28A
Lineage: Eukaryota; Fungi; Ascomycota; Dothideomycetes; Pleosporales; Pleosporaceae
Exons: 2
Coding region: 1-1359 (452 amino acids)
Source: RefSeq, a predicted model, not a curated record
AUGGAAGACGUGCACAGGGAAUUACUGCCUGAAGAGCUUUCGGCGGCGUUGAAGGUGAUGGUGUAUCUCCAGGAGAAGACUAUUAUCGAGCAAGAUACGCCGGCCGAGUCCAUCACAGCGUGGUUACAGGCGCGAGUUCUUCCCCACGCAGAAGACACGACGUGCAUUCCCAAGGCUCCGCCCAUACCGCGCAAGCGUCUCUGCUACAUCUGUCGCCUGGCAAUCACACGCGCGUUUCCGUCUCAUCCAUCGUUGUGUGUCCCUUGUGGCGCCUUCAACCACGCAUCAUCGCAGCUGUCCAUGCCCCCCAGAUUGACCCUGCCACGCACUUUUACCGCACUCGUCACUGGAGCACGCGUCAAUCUCGGAUACCACACUGCGUUGCGACUGCUGCGCUGCGGGGCCCAAGUGAUUGCUACAACGCGGUAUCCACACGAUGCCAUAGUCCGGUAUAUCCAGGAACCCGACUCUCAUUUGUGGGAAGGACAGACUCAAGGUGGUGGGCGCAGAUUUCAGCAGUGUCUGAGGCAGUGGGCGGACGGGGGAGAUGCCAGGUUGUAUGCGUUGAUCAAUAACGCAGCACAGACGCUUACCGAUAGCGUGAAGAAGGAAGAGCAUGCCACACAGCGUGAGGAAGAGUUGAGAGGACGUGUGAAGCACCAUACCUUUUUGAUCGAGAGAAGCUACAAAGCCAGAGUACGCGGAGGAGCACUGCCACUGGCGUUGGAGAGUGGGGAGUCGACAUGCAUCGAGAGGCUGGAAGGCCAUGGCGACGCCAUGUGGUCCUUGGACGCGUCCAAAGCGUCUACAACAGAGAUGGAGCCCUAUUCAAAAUCAUCAUGGGUCCAGGGGAUGUCCGAGAUACCGUAUGAAGACGUAGGUUCUGCGCUUUCGGUCAAUACCUUUGUCCCCUUUAUUCUCUGCCGCGAACUCGUCCCGCUUAUGGGCACCACUGAACCGUUACCGCCUGGCACCGCUUCCAAGCCGCAGGGAUACAUUAUCAAUGUGUCGUCCCGCGAAGGCAUCUUUGAGGAUCACAUCACCUCCUCUGCCAAGCGAGGCAAACACGUGCAUACCAACAUGUCCAAAGCCGCGCUGAACAUGCUGACGGAGACGGAAGCGGAUCCGGCAUGGCGAACCAGGAAAGUGGCGAUGAAUACAGUCGAUCCGGGGUACAUGAGCGCAGCGCCAGAGUACGAAGAUGCCUUUGAUUGGACAAGGCCGAUCGGGUGGGAGGACGGCGCUGGUCGAGUAUUAUGGCCGAUUGCUGUGGGCGAGGUAGAGGGGCAAGUAGUCAGAGGCCGAUUCUUGAAGCAUUAUGGCGCUGUGGAGGUGGACCCGGGCAUGGGCAGAGGGUGA